ACGUGCGUGCGUCCGUAUUAAGUGGGCGACUGACUACACUGCCUGCUUGAUCAGCCGGUUUCGCGUCCAAGCGGUCGCGGGGCUGCGGGGCUCCCCAUGAUCAGCGCCAUGGCUGGCUCAUCUCACCGCGUCACGCUCGGGCCCCUGGUGGCCGCUAUCGAUCAGGGCACGAGUUCCACACGGUUCCUGGUGUUCAAUUCCAAAACAGCAGAACUUCUCAGCCACCAUCAGGUGGAAAUCAAACAGAGUUUCCCCAAAGAAGGAUGGGUGGAGGAGGACCCAAAAGAAAUCUUGCAGUCUGUGUAUGAGUGUAUGGAACGCACGUGUGAAAAACUCAUCCAACUCAACAUUGAUAUCUCUAAUAUUAAAGCUAUUGGAGUGACCAACCAAAGAGAAACUACACUUGUUUGGGACAAGGAAACUGGGGAGCCCUUGUACAAUGCUAUAGUUUGGCUUGACCUACGGACUCAGUCAACAGUUGAGAGUCUGAUCAACAAGACACCUGGGAGGAAUAAAAACCACUUAAAGCACAAAACAGGUCUUCCAAUCAGCACUUACUUCAGUGCGGUGAAACUUCGCUGGUUGAUGGACAAUGUGGACGAAGUUCACAAAGCUGUCCUCUCUCACCGAGCCAUGUUUGGCACCGUGGACUCCUGGCUCAUUUGGUGUUUAACUGGAGGAAAGUCCGGAGGGGUCCACUGUACAGAUGUGACCAAUGCAAGUCGAACCAUGUUGUUCAACAUUCACACUAUGGACUGGGACCCAGAGCUUUGCAAAUAUUUUGGUAUUCCCAUGGAGAUUCUGCCCCGAGUGAGAAGUUCUUCAGAAAUCUACGGCCUCAUGAAAAUAUGUUCUAGCUGGAAAUCAGGAGCACUUUCCGGUAUCCCCAUUUCAGGAUGUCUUGGGGAUCAGUCGGCAGCCUUGGUUGGACAAAUGUGCUUCCAGGACGGGCAAGCUAAAAACACUUAUGGAACAGGCUGUUUUUUGCUGCGCAACACCGGACCCAAGCCAGUAAUGUCUGACCAUGGGCUUCUGACCACUGUGGCCUACAAACUGGGGCGAGACAAACCCGCCUGCUACGCGUUAGAGGGUUCUGUAGCAAUCGCUGGGGCUGUGGUUCGUUGGCUACAGGACAACCUUGGCAUUAUUGGAUCUUCCGAGGAGCUUGAAAAGUUGGCCGCAUCAGUCGGGACAUCAUACGGGUGUUAUUUUGUUCCUGCCUUUUCGGGCCUUUAUGCACCAUACUGGGAGCCCAGUGCGAGAGGGGUCAUUUGUGGCUUGACGCAGUUCACCAACAAGAGUCACCUCGCGUUCGCUGCUCUGGAAGCAGUCUGCUUCCAGACAAGAGAGAUCCUGGACGCUAUGAAUCAAGACAGCGGCAUCCCGCUCACUCAGCUUCAGGUGGACGGAGGAAUGACGUCCAACAGGUUGCUGAUGCAACUACAGGCGGACAUACUUUGCAUCCCUGUUGUGAAGCCAUCCAUGCCCGAGACCACCGCUCUAGGGGCAGCGAUGGCAGCUGGUGCAGCUGAGGGGGUGAGCGUCUGGAGUCUGAACCCGGACGAUCUCAGUGAAGUGACGUCGGAGAAGUUCGAGCCCCAGAUCAACCCUGAAGAGAGCGAGUUCCGAUAUGCGCGCUGGAAGAAAGCCGUUCAAAAGUCUAUGAACUGGGAGACAACGGAACUGCCGUCUAAUGGCAAUGGUGAAAGCAGUAUCUUCAGCAGUGUCCCACUGGGCUUUUACAUCAUGGGCAGCAUGCUGAUGUUGAUUGGAGCCAAUUACAUUGCAGGUCACAACUAGUCUCCUGAUGGUCAGGAAGGACAGAGAUCUACUGUUGAUUUUUUUUUUUUCUUCUCCUGAAAAGUCACUCCAGAAGAAGAAUGUUUGAACUGACAUUUAAUGGGACCUUUCGCCAUAUUUACUUUCUCGUUCAACAUGAACUACAGCAAGUCUAUGCAUGCAGGUUUCUUCUUUUUCCUUUUUUCAUUUUAAUUACUGGCAGUUUGCUGUGAUCUUUUGAGUUUUUGUACAAAUGCAUUAUGCUUGUUUGUCACUGUUACUAAGCCCCUUCCCAAAAUCCUAGUUUACCUAAGGUACUUUUUAGUGCACUUUAUAUGGUCUUUUAUAUUUUUUUGGGUGCUAAAAAACACAAUCUAGGAAUAUAUUUUUAUGUAGAUUUCCCUCAUACACAUUUGCCAUAAUGGUUUCAAUCAAGGCACUUGUAGACAAUGAAUUAUGUUGCUCCGAUUUGUCAAAUAAAAGCACUUCAGAAUUUAUGUGGGUCAAUAUCUGUUUUUGUAUGCGUUUACCUGAAAUCAAAGUGGUAAACGCUGCACACUUGGGACCUAAAGGUUGGUCGAAUUUCAGACGGAAGCAACAUGUAGAAGAAAAAAAAAAAAACAAUGGUCUUUUUUUUUUCUCGUCAGUAUGAUGUUAAACCAUGAAUAAACUUGGCUUUGACCCAUUAUACUCCCUUUAAAUUUUGUUUGUUUAGCAAGUUGGCUGGUUAAACAUCCAACAACAAAAAGUGCCACAUCUACAACCCCAAUUCCAAUGUAAUCUGGACGUUGUAUUAUACAUUAAAAAAAGAAUGCAAUGGUUUGUAAAUCGUGUUGAACCCAUAUGUAAUUGAAUACACUAGACAAGAUAUUUAAUGUUGAAACUA
Messenger RNA from Corythoichthys intestinalis (scribbled pipefish), 2665 nucleotides. RefSeq names its product glycerol kinase (gene gk). The transcript is spliced from 21 exons. Gene Ontology annotation, molecular function: glycerol kinase activity. Bases 97 to 1800 code for a protein of 567 amino acids. NCBI's taxonomy places the organism in Eukaryota, Metazoa, Chordata, Actinopteri, Syngnathiformes, Syngnathidae. Gene Ontology annotation, cellular component: mitochondrion. The record is from RefSeq and is a predicted model, not a curated record. Gene Ontology annotation, biological process: glycerol-3-phosphate biosynthetic process; glycerol metabolic process; phosphorylation.